CCCGAGUGCCAGGACUGACGACAGGAAGUCGCAUAUCUUAUCGUGGAUGCUAACGGUAAACUGUAAUAUUUAGCCACACCUCGCAGGUCCAUCUCCCACAAACAAGAAUGGAUAUAAGUUAACAAUGACUGGAGAGAAAAAGAAGAAAAAGCGGCUGAACCGCAGCAUUCUUCUAGCCAAGAAAAUCAUCAUUAAAGAUGGAGGCACUCCACAGGGGUUUGGAGAGCCCAGUGUCUAUCAUGCGGUGGUGGUUAUCUUCCUGGAGUUCUUCGCCUGGGGACUGCUCACCACUCCCAUGCUUACGGUGUUACAUCAGACAUUCCCCCAGCACACAUUCCUGAUGAACGGACUUAUUCAUGGUGUCAAGGGCCUGCUGUCUUUUCUGAGUGCUCCACUAAUCGGUGCUCUGUCAGAUGUGUGGGGCCGGAAGUCCUUCCUGCUGCUCACCGUGUUCUUCACCUGCGCUCCCAUCCCUCUCAUGAAGAUCAGCCCAUGGUGGUACUUUGCGGUGAUCUCCAUGUCUGGUGUGUUUGCAGUCACUUUCUCUGUCAUCUUUGCAUAUGUGGCCGAUAUCACUCAGGAGCAUGAAAGGAGCACAGCAUAUGGCUUGGUAUCGGCCACCUUUGCAGCCAGUUUGGUGACAAGCCCAGCGAUCGGUGCUUACUUGUCAGUGACCUAUGGAGAUACUGUGGUGGUGAUCCUUGCCACAGCAAUUGCUCUGCUAGACAUCUGUUUUAUCCUGGUAGCGGUUCCUGAGUCCUUGCCUGAGAAGAUGAGACCAGCUUCAUGGGGAGCCCCCAUCUCAUGGGAGCAGGCAGACCCCUUUGCAUCCUUGCGUAAGGUGGGCCAGGACUCCACGGUUCUCCUGAUCUGCAUCACAGUCUUCCUGUCUUACCUGCCUGAGGCUGGACAGUAUUCCAGUUUCUUCCUGUAUCUCAGACAGGUCAUUAGAUUUACACCAGAAACUGUUGCUGCCUUCAUUGCAGUGGUGGGAAUCCUGUCCAUCUUGGCUCAGACGGUUGUCCUAGGAAUCCUGAUGCGUUCCAUAGGGAAUAAGAACACUAUCUUGUUAGGCCUUGGCUUUCAGAUCCUACAGCUGGCCUGGUACGGCUUUGGCUCCCAGCCCUGGAUGAUGUGGGCCGCUGGAGCUGUUGCUGCCAUGUCCAGCAUCACCUUCCCAGCAAUCAGUGCCAUAGUGUCCCGCAACGCAGACCCCGACCAACAAGGUGUUGUGCAGGGGAUGAUCACGGGAAUCCGCGGUCUGUGUAACGGUCUGGGUCCAGCGCUCUACGGCUUCGUCUUCUACUUGUUCCACGUGGAGCUCAGUGAAAUGGACCCCGCAGAGAGCCCAGAGAAGGGCGCCAAACCCAACAUGGCCAACCCUACUGAUGAGGUGAGAAACCAUGAAGAAAUCUCUGUAUUACAAAACAUGCACCUACAAAAAGAUCUCACUCUAUCCAUGCUUCUUCAGAGUGCCAUCAUCCCUGGCCCUCCCUUCCUGUUCGGAGCGUGCUCAGUGUUGCUGUCCCUGCUGGUUGCCCUCUUCAUCCCAGAGCACAAUGCCCCCAACCUGCGGUCCGGCAGCUACAAGAAGCACAACAAUGGCGCACAGAGCCACUUACACAGUUCGCAGGGCGGCCCCUGUGAGGGUAAGGAGCCUCUGCUGGAGGACAGCAGUGUAUAGCCCCACUGACUCGGGAUGGGCAACAGACCCCAAACUCCCUCACAAUCACCACCCCAACCUCCCCGAACGCACAUGUGCAGUGCACUUUUUACACAAGAUGGCAUCAUCGUCCUCUACUGGUGUGGAGACUGGUGCAGAAAUUGCAAGUGCGUAACUGGGCCAACCGGGAGCUGACCUUGGCCUUGAGGAACAGGAAGUAGAGCUAAAGACAUUUUGCCUUGCACAAGUGAGGGAAAUGCGAGCAGACGCAGUUGUAUGCCACCGAUACAGACUUGGUGACGGUUUUCCUAAUUUUUACUGUUACUUGGUUUUUUUGUGGGGGUUUUUUUUCUCUCUCUCUUUGAGAAUUUCAACAUAUAAAUUAUAUAAAUGUUCCUUGUCCAAAGACCUGGUAACUGUAACAAUAGGGAACGUGUCUGUUGUGAUGUUACAGGCUAACUUUUGAUGUGCUGCUUUCUACUGAUUCUUCUUAGUUUUGUACUACUGAUACAACAGAUUGAGCAUCAUCUUUUUGAAUCCUAGAGGAAACGCAACUAAGAAAGAAGGUCAUCAGCGUCAUUUCACGCAGUCAUCGCUGUAGUAUCAUGCCCCUUCAGCCCACAGUUCCUGUUCUUGUACAUCAGAUGAAAUGGUUUGUACUUCCUCUCCUUUUCUAUCAUGACAAAAACUCAUGCAGGGGAAGUAAACGAUGCCUUUAAGUGACUUUCUAUUGCAUUUACCAAACCCAGAUGAAGACUUCGCUCUGAGAAGGGUCAAUCGUAUCACUCCUGUCGGAGAUUGCGCAUAUUUCAUUCUCAUUUAUCGACCGCCUCGCCGCCAAAACUCCCUGUGAACGUCAGCACUGCCAUGUUACAACAGGCUAGCAGGGUUACGAGCUUACAUUCUGACCGCAAACCUAGUUUUCAUAUUACUGCAAGCACUGAUGUGGGUGGAUUAGCUUACAUGUUAUUGGAUGAGCUUCACUAGAUCCAGUCAAUUCAUAUCACACAUGCUGCUACUGUAGGAUGUACAAGGUUACAAAGUUCUGUGGUAUUAUACUAGACUCUAAACGUGGUAUUUCUGUUAGAGCUGAGCUUUCUGGGCACGUCGUUGUAAUUUUAGACCCCAAAUUUUGUGGCCGAUUUCUAUUUGCGGUGCUUUUUUUUUUUUUUUUUUUUCUGGUGAGACAAACUUUGAAUACUUUUAUCAGAUCUCGACAUAAACGUUUGCUUUUUCCAGAGAAAACCUCAAGUGCGUUCAGAUCACGGUUUUUUUGUUGUUGUUGUUUUUUAACCGAUGUCUAGGUUUCGUUUAUUUGGUUUUAGGUGCCAUACCUAUGACUUUAUUUCUGUCUUUGUGUGUUUUUAUUGACUUUCUGUUAUUUGUAUGGUUGUCAUUUACUAUUUUCAAGACAAAUCAACAAGAUGAUCCACAGGCUUAGUCAUCAUAACUUCUUUUAGUUAACAUUUUGGACCAUUUAUGUUCUCUUACAGCAUUGAAAACCAUGUAAAUGUUAUUUAAAAUGGACUGAAUAUUGCAUUGAUCUGUAUGACCAAACUUGAAUGGAAUUCUUCAUCAUAUAUCCUAGCAAGGAAGAGAGACGAUGGAUAUCAUUCUGUUUUGUACCUGCAUAAUUACUUCAUCGACUAGCCACUAAUUUGCAAAGAAAUCUGGUGAUUGCCUCAGAAAAAAAAAAAAGCCAAUUAAUUUGUGCCUAAAAUGUGCUCUAAAAGAAUAGAAACAUUUAUAUGUGAAUGGUGAACGGCUGUAAAUAUUAGGAACUAAUGAGAAGCUAUUUAUUAAAAGUUUAUUGAUAUUGAA
Carassius gibelio (silver crucian carp) is the source of this 3484-nucleotide messenger RNA. Its product is annotated as hippocampus abundant transcript 1 protein-like. Gene Ontology annotation, biological process: transmembrane transport. The coding region runs from base 125 to 1684 and encodes 519 amino acids. Gene Ontology annotation, molecular function: transmembrane transporter activity. The record is from RefSeq and is a predicted model, not a curated record. Gene Ontology annotation, cellular component: membrane. The transcript has 11 exons. Lineage: Eukaryota; Metazoa; Chordata; Actinopteri; Cypriniformes; Cyprinidae.